This is a messenger RNA of Carica papaya (papaya), 666 nucleotides long. Its product is annotated as putative glutathione S-transferase. The record is from RefSeq and is a predicted model, not a curated record. Gene Ontology annotation, molecular function: glutathione transferase activity. Lineage: Eukaryota; Viridiplantae; Streptophyta; Magnoliopsida; Brassicales; Caricaceae. Gene Ontology annotation, cellular component: cytoplasm. Gene Ontology annotation, biological process: glutathione metabolic process.
AUGGAGGAUGUGAAGCUACACGGAUUCUGGAGCAGCUCAUUUUGUUACAGAGUGAUAUGGGCACUCAAACUGAAGGGUGUGAAUUAUGAGUACAUAGAAGAAAACCUUCUUAAUAAGAGUGAAUUGUUGUUACAGUACAACCCAGUUUACAAGAAGGUUCCAGUGCUCGUUCAUCGUGGUAAACCAAUUGUUGAUUCCCUGAUAAUCCUCGAGUACAUCGAAGAAACAUGGCCUGAAAAUCCAUUGCUGCCAAUUGAUGCUUAUGAAAGAGCUCAAUGUCGGUUUUGGAUUGAAUUUAUAGCAGGAAAGCAUUCGAGCUUCCAUUCCAUAUUGGACAAAACCGGAGAAGAGCAAGAGAAGGCGAUAAACGAGACAAAGGAAGCACUGAAAAUAGUAGAAGAGCAGGCACUUGGGAACGAUAACAAGUAUUUUGGUGGCAAAAGUAUCAACAUGGUAGACAUCUGCUAUGGAUUUUUAGGACGUUGGUUUGAGGUAAUGGAACAAGCAGUAGGCAUAAAAUUGAUGGAUCCAAAUACUUUUCCUCGCUUGCAUGCUUGGAUUACGAAUUUCAAUCAAAUUCCGAUUAUCAAAGAAAACCUUCCGAAUCAUGAUAAAAUGCUAGCUUUCUUCACAUAUUUGAGGAUGAAAUUUGCAGCACAAGGUUAA